Candidozyma haemuli is the source of this 1899-nucleotide messenger RNA. RefSeq names its product triacylglycerol lipase. The transcript has a single exon. The record is from RefSeq and is a predicted model, not a curated record. Gene Ontology annotation, biological process: dephosphorylation. Gene Ontology annotation, molecular function: protein tyrosine/serine/threonine phosphatase activity. NCBI's taxonomy places the organism in Eukaryota, Fungi, Ascomycota, Pichiomycetes, Serinales, Metschnikowiaceae. The coding region runs from base 1 to 1899 and encodes 632 amino acids.
AUGCUGUCGGGCGAUGAAGAAAGCGACGUUUUACUACAAAGGUCAAGUGAGGCCUCUGAAGUGCUGCUUAGCAGAUUGUCUAGUCAGCAGGCUGCUCUCACCGACUCGUUCUGGAAACGGACAUGGGCCUUUAUCCGUUUAGUUAUCUUCCGCCAACCCAAUGUUUUGGAGAAGUUUGUGCUUGAAAAUGAGCCUAGUGACUGUGCAUUCGUUUCAAAGUACGGCAAGACUGUUUCGUUGGACUUGUCGCUGUACUCGAAGUUGUCUGUUGAUACAUUGUUCCUUCACAGCAUCCAUGCUCCUCAUCCAUUGAACAACUUCGCUAAGGAUGAACCGUUAGCGCCUAAUAUCUCGCGAGAAGUGAACGAAUCGCCGGUUAUUGUAUUUAUUCAUGGCUUGGGUGGCCAAAUGUCCCAGUUUGAGCCAUUGAUGGCUUUGCUCUCCCAGUGCCUGGAGAUAGUGGCUCUCGACUUGCCGGGCUUCGGCAAUUCCAAACUCGAAUUCAAGGACAAUUGCAAGAUUAUCAGUGAAAUCUCUCCUCAAGAGAAGAAGAACAUUUCCUCGAGCGUGAAGGCUUUGCUGUGGGGCGACUACUCCACAGAUAACCUUGUGAGCAUCAUCAAACAGUUCAUUGGACAGACUGUUGCUCCACAUAAGAAGAUAAUCCUUGUGGGACACUCCAUGGGUACCCACUUGAUCACCAAGACCGCCAAUGUGCUUGAAAAAGGCAAGGUUGAGGGUUUGGUGUUGUUAUCUCCUCCACCGUUACUCGAUGACGUCAACAAAAAGACCGAGCCAAAGCAUUCUUUUAGCUUCGUGAGCUAUUUAAUGAAGUUUGCGUGGGUCUUUAAUCUAUUCAGAGUAUGGGACAGACUCCCUGGCUUGAUCAGUACCAGUGUCUACAGACAAUUGACCCGCCUGAGCAGUCUACAUCAACGAGCACGCCAAUUUAGAUGGAACCUUGAUAUCGAUACUAGAAUCCUUCUUCGUUACAUCAGCGGAUUCAAGCGUGCCACUUACCUGGAGUUGAUCAACGCCAUCUCCAGACUCAACAAUAACGUCGCGGAUCCAAAGACAUAUGAGAAGACACUACUUGUGGGAGGCAUUGAUGACCAGGUCACGUCGAUAAAGAUUAUUCACGAUAUAAGUGACUUCCUUUUUGAGUACUGGCAAAAGAAGGUUUGUAACGUGGUCGAGGUUAAGAAUGCCGGUCAUUCUUUGCUCCUAUCUAAACCGGAAUUCAUCAGUGGACUCGUGCUUAACCAUUUCGAGCUGCGGUUCCCAGAACGUCUACAUUUGCUGCCUGCGUGGGUGCUUAAGCUUAAAGCAGAGAUAUCUGGUGACAAGUGGGGGUUGAAGAAUGAGAUUAAAUGGCUGCGUACACAAGCAAUCUCACACAAUAUUGUUCGCAAGAAUGGCAGUGACUAUGCCCAGUUGCUAGGGAUGAAGACAUUGAGAGAAGGAGACGAGAACCACUCGCCGCUGGUGGUGGAAAGCAAGUUCUAUGGCGACGCCAAGGCUUCAACAGGCAUCAAGGGAAAGCUUAUUGCAAUCGUUGACAUAUCCGCAGAUAUCCCUCCGUACAGCCCGAAAACGUUUGAAAAAAUACACUACUACAAGUGUGCAACGGUUUCAAAAGUUGUGCCUGACCACGUGGCUAUCAGGCGAUUCAUACAGCUCAUUGACGAUAUCCUUGGCUCCACAAACGAGCCCGAGCCGCUCGUUGCUGUACAUUGCCAUUAUGGUUUCAACCGUACGGGUUUCUUCAUUUGCUGCUACUUAAUUGAACGUUGUGGUUGGUCUGUAAGAGAAGCUGUUGAAGGUUACAAGGCUGCCAAACCUCCAGGCAUUAAGCACCCGCACUUCGUGGAUGCUCUCUAUGUGCGCUAUGAGCGUUAG